Molecule: messenger RNA, 4356 nt
Organism: Centropristis striata (black sea bass)
Lineage: Eukaryota; Metazoa; Chordata; Actinopteri; Perciformes; Serranidae
Gene: mccc1
Product: methylcrotonyl-CoA carboxylase subunit
Exons: 19
Coding region: 202-2373 (723 amino acids)
Cellular component (GO): mitochondrion
Molecular function (GO): methylcrotonoyl-CoA carboxylase activity; metal ion binding; ATP binding
Source: RefSeq, a predicted model, not a curated record
UACAAGCAUAUGGCAGCGUUUGUAUGUACGGGUGUGACAUUGUAAGGCUCCAAACAGUUACGUCUAGGUUUAAUUGACAAUUUGAAACCAAUCAAACGCUUUGUUACGGUUUAAUAAAUUACCACUUCGCCUUUACCUCUUCAGCUGCUCUGUUAGCUGGUGAGUGAGCUAGCUAGCAGCUAGCCUCAGCAGCUGGUAGCCAUGGCUGCAGUUAUUCUGAGUUUCUCAACUCUGCAGGGUCUGAGGAUGUUUACACAAAAACUGUCAUGGACCAAGAGAGGGGUGAGGCUGGUUUCAGGAGGGGUGGGGAGGAUAGAGAAGGUGCUGAUUGCCAAUCGAGGAGAGAUUGCGUGUCGUGUGAUGCGCACAGCCAAGAAAAUGGGAGUCCGCUCUGUGGCCGUAUACAGUGAUGCAGACAAAAACUCCAUGCAUGUGGCCAUGGCGGAUGAAGCCUACCACAUCGGCCCUCCUCCCUCACAGCAGAGUUACCUCUCAAUGGAGAAAGUUUUGGAGGUGGCCAAGAAGUCUGGAUCACAUGCGGUCCACCCUGGUUAUGGCUUUCUGUCAGAAAACACAGAGUUUGCUGAAGCGUGUAAACAGGAAGGCAUCAUCUUUAUCGGGCCGCCUUCCUCUGCCAUCAGAGACAUGGGCAUCAAAAGCACAUCCAAACACAUCAUGUCAGCUGCAGGGGUGCCAAUCAUUGGUGGUUACCAUGGAGAGGACCAAUCAAAUGAGAGGCUUCAAGCUGAGGCUGUUAAGAUAGGGUACCCUGUGAUGAUUAAGGCAGUCCGUGGAGGAGGAGGGAAGGGGAUGCGUAUUGCACGGUCAGACUCAGACUUCUUGGAGCAGUUGGAGUCGGCGAGACGGGAAGCCAGAAAAUCCUUCAAUGAUGAUGUCAUGCUGGUUGAGAAGUUUGUAGAGGAUCCCAGGCAUGUGGAGGUUCAGGUGUUCGGGGACAUGCACGGUAAUGCUGUCUAUCUGUUUGAGAGAGACUGCAGCGUCCAAAGGAGACAUCAGAAAAUCAUUGAGGAAGCACCAGGGCCUGAUAUUAGUCCUGAGGUUCGGCGGAAACUUGGAGAGGCAGCAGUCAGAGCAGCGAAGGCUGUCAACUAUGUCGGGGCAGGUACGGUGGAGUUUAUAAUGGACGCCCAGCAUAACUUUUACUUCAUGGAGAUGAACACCAGGCUGCAGGUGGAGCAUCCUGUUUCUGAGAUGAUCACUGGAACUGACCUGGUGGAGUGGCAGCUCAGGGUGGCAGCAGGGGAGCGCCUGCCUCUCCUCCAGGAUGACAUCAUUCUAAGGGGACACUCUUUUGAGGCUCGUAUCUACGCUGAGGACCCAAAUAACGACUUCCUUCCAGGGGCGGGGCCUCUACUGCAUCUCUCCACCCCUUCAGCAGACCAACACACGCGCAUAGAGACUGGAGUCAGGGACGGGGACGAGGUGUCGGCACAUUAUGACCCCAUGAUCGCCAAGCUUGUGGUGUGGGGAGAAGACCGUUCGGCUGCCUUAAAGAAGCUGCGGUACUGUUUACGACAGUACAAUAUCGUGGGACUGAACACUAACAUCGACUUUUUGCUGAGCCUUUCGGGCCACCCAGAGUUCGAGGCUGGAAACGUGACCACCAGCUUCAUCCCUCAGCACUACGCUGACCUCUUCCCGACUCCAAAGGCUCCCUCCGGGGAAACGAUCUGCCAGGCGGCCCUGGGCCUGGUGCUGCAGGAGAGGAAACGCACACAGGAGUUCGCACAGACCUCCACUGACCCAUUCUCGCCGUUUGGCUCCAGCAGCGGCUGGAGAAGCAAUAUUCAGUUUAACAGAAACAUGACGCUGCAGCUGGGAGACAAAAAAGUUAAUGUGGUCAUCGUGUACAACAAAGAUGGAAGCUACACAAUGCAGGUUGGCGAGGAGCUGUAUCAUGUGACUGGGGAGGUGGAGAUGGAAGCUGGAGCAUCAUUCCUGCACUGCUCCGUCAACGGCGUGAAGUCUCGUCCCAAACUGGUGAUCCUGGACAACACAGUGCAUCUGUUCUCCAUGGAGGGAAGCUCCCAGGUGUCUGUUCCAGUGCCUAAGUAUCUGGCUGGUGUGAGCGGCUCAGGGGCUCAGGGUGGAGCCGUGGCCCCCAUGACCGGAACCAUAGAGAAGGUGAUGGUCAAGGCUGGAGACAAAGUGGUUGUUGGAGACCCGCUCAUGGUCAUGAACGCCAUGAAGAUGGAGCACACAAUCCGGGCACCCAAGUCUGGUGUGAUCAAGAGGGUUUUCUUCAGCGAGGGCUCUCAGGCCAAUCGCCAUGCUCCGCUGGUCGAACUGGAAGAGGAGGCGGAGGAGGGGGGGGGAGGGGGCCAGCCAGUAGACACACUCACACACCCAUGAAUGCACACUGACAGGUAGGAGAGGGCCAGAACUGUUACUGUAACAGCUGGAGGGAAAGUGAACAGCUUUGGUGUCCAGCACUUGAUUAAUAAUUCAAAGAUGUGCGCUAGGAAGGACCUGAAUCAUCAGUUGGAGGUGAGUCUGCUUCAGCCUGGAGUGGAUUAGACAAAUACUGUGACCCUGGCGACCCAGUGUGCAUACAGUAAGGUCAGAAACUAUUACCUGAAAUGUUCCUGGGUUUGACUUGUGUGAUAGCUAGUGGGUAAAUGCUACAAUAAUGUACAGUUGCCUUAUACACAUCACAAUAUUACCUUCUGUUUGUUUCUGCUUUUCUUUAUUUUCUGUUUAUGUUUGUAUCUGUAAAUCUCUGCUAACUGCUGUUGGUAUUUUUCCUCAAAGUCUUCUCUUUGUGUUUCUGUCAGUGGUGAUGGUGAUUGUUUGAAGGGAUAGUUCCAUUUUUUUAAAGACUGGUUGUAUCAGGUACUUCAGCACACCCCAGUUUGGAGAAGCAGGCAGGAGUACUGCUGCAGCAGCCAAAUGUAUUUAAGAAAAAUCAUUAGUAUGGGGAACUUAAGCUGUUUAUCUAUCUGCUCUCUUCAAAGCUACCAGACUCCUUUGACAAAAUCAGUAAUUUUACCUCGCAGAACAUGGGAGUUGCUGGUCUACUGCUGCCUUGAUACGUUAGUUGGUUUGGUUGACUAAAAAAGUCCCACAAUAACACUUAACUAACUAACUAAUCGGGGCAGCAGUAGACCAGCAAAUACUAUAAAAUUACUAUUUUUGUUAAAGGACUCUGGUGGCUCUAAAAAGAGUAUCCCAUAGCGAAGGGUAAAGAGAGAGAAAAUAUUCUAAAUAUAGCAUAGAUAUGAACCAAUAUUGUUUAUUUAGGUAGCUACAAUACAUUUUUGCUGCUGCCCAGGUUCACAGCAGUAUAUUGCUUAGCUUCUGUGUUGGUGUUGCAUGUUGUUUGUCAUCCACUGGAGGCAUUACACUGAAGUGCCUCAUACAACCCUACUUAAAUAAAAAAAUCAAACUAAGUCAGGUAAUCUCUUGUCUAGCAGAGUUUAAUGCACUUACUGAUGAGGUUGACAGCUGAGUGUCCUAUCUAUGCACACACUAUGUAGGCUAUUUCCUUUUCUCUUCUAGAAAAUUAAAUUAAAGUGUGUUAACAAAUCUGGGGCAGAACAUAAGUACUGUACUGUGUACUGUGAUAGCAAGUGUAAAAUAGGACAACAUUCUUGCAGAAUUAUGCUGAGGUGGGUUAAAGGAAUUGUUACUGAUUGAAUACCAUCAACUUGUUAUGCUUUCUAACUAGUUUGUCUGCGGGGAAAAAUAGCAUAAAGUUAUUGUCACUGUCCAUUAAGAACCAUGUAUCUCAGAGUGUUCCAUUAUCUGACUCAAUCAUAUGAUCCUUUAUACGUUUAGAAAACUGUCCUAUCACUUGUAAAUAUCAUUAAACCUGCCAGUAUUUAAAAAUGCAUUGUAACUAGGCUGAAAGCAAUUGUUUUACUGAAGACAAUAAAGAAAUGCCACUUUGAAGCUACAUGGUUUCCACAGGACAGGGAUUUUAAAAGAAAGAAAGUCUGGAUGUGAACUAAUUCUGCUAUAAGCCUCUGUUGUUGUUGUUGAGAUUGUACCAUGGCACUAAGGACAAAGGCCUUUAAAAUUGGGAGGCAGAAAAACACUCCAGAAUUAUCAAAUGAUUCCUAAUUGUUCAGGUUUGAAUUGUCUCUGAUUUGAAAAUGACCCGUAAAGAAUGAUGUCAGUGACAGGGCUUUAAUGGAUCAUAUGAUUUUUGUCUGUGUAAAUCUGUCCUGACCUGUUUCUGCUGAUCACUAUCUUCUGACUAACUGGUGUGUUAUGAGGCCUUGUAGAUUAUAACUGAUAGACACCUGUGUUCAUUUUGUAGAUGUGUAAAAGAUGAUUUAAAAAAACAAACAUUUUUGAAUGAUCAGAUACUGUAAUAAAAAUGUUUCUAAAGUA